Seminavis robusta is the source of this 1782-nucleotide messenger RNA. Lineage: Eukaryota; Bacillariophyta; Bacillariophyceae; Naviculales; Naviculaceae. The record is from the annotation of a GenBank genome assembly.
AUGCUGUUUCCCGCGACAGAGCCACAAAUUGGGCAUCCAAAUCCCAAAGCAGAAGCCCUUGCGCUUCAGAGCUCGCCUCAGUUUGCCCAAAGGAAUAAGAACAUAAGAACUGCACCGAGUUACCUCGAAAGCUCUAAAGCCAUGGACCAGGAGAAAGAGUCUGCACAGACGAAGCCAUCAUCAUCUCCCACCGACGAGCAAGCCCUAGAAGAGCCGCGCAAUGGCAUGGAAGAGAUGGCGGCUUCCACUGGAAAAGCGACGCUUCCCUCCAAAGAUUCAGCUCACGAUGAAGACGAUACAGAGCAGAAACAAAAAUGUGUUGAUUCUAAGGACGCCACUGCCCUUACAGAGGAUAUUCUGAAUCAGAUUGAACCCCUUCCAACGCCCUCCCAGAACCGCAAUUCUCAGCCAGGAGCUUACAGCGUUGGCGAGCCAGCACGCCUACGAGGUGUUCAAGCUGUGCCAAUUAGAAACAGUCAACAGACGGAAGAGGGCCCUGUUACCACCGACAAUAUCAUCCUGGGAGCAACUGUAGUUGAUGACGGAGAAGAGGCUGAUAUGAUGGAAGUGGGGCACAUGACAAUCAAUUGCCAAACAACCAGCCCCGAAGAAGUUGUAGUGGACGCCAAGAUCCUGGGUGAAUCCAACAACGAGCAACCGGUCAGGAGGAUAUGUAUGAUUCUGAUCGUUUCCUUGAUAUUUGCAUUGGCUACACUUUGUGCAAUUCUACUGGGAGUGACCUCCUCCUCCUCGUCAUCAUCCAACCCCGAUGACAUCGAUGAUGGCAGCCUCAGCUCACCCGUCCUAGAAACCACCAUGGAUACACUCUACCCACCUUUUCAGAAUGAUCUACCCACCUCUACUCUCAAGGCUAUUCAAGAUGUCGACAGUCCCCUAUACCAGGCAAAUAAGUGGAUGCUACAAGACCCAAACCUCAAGAACUACUCUCGGGAGCGCCAGAGACAGAGAUUCUACAUGGCUAUGCUCUACUAUGCCACCAAUGGAGAUUCUUGGCUCCAACAGGAUGGCUGGAUGAGCUACAAAGUCUCAGAAUGUCAAUGGUUCACCUCCAGCAGUUACUCCACAGAUUCUCCUUACUACUGGGAUCAUGUUUGCAAUGAAAAUCAGACUGUUGUUUCGUUGAGUUUGGCCAAGAACAACGUUACAGGAAGCCUCCCCAUCUUCCCCACGGUUUUCCUUCCAUAUCUCCAAGUGUUUGAUGUGGUAGAUAAUCAUAUUGCUGCUGCUGCGCCUCCGUUCAUCUCCAGUCCCGACCUGCAAGUCCUUGCAAUUUCACACAAUGAGUUCUCUGGCAGUCUCAGAGCCAAUGGAGGAUUCGACUUUCCCAAACUUCAAGUUGUCCAGUCCAAUGGCAACCAACUCCAGAGUGGAGUACCCAACCGCAUGGCUUACAUGUUGGAACAUUUGCAGCAUUCACUGGAAAUUGUCAAUUCAACGGACAAUCUCUUUUCAGGUGCAAUCCCUCCUUCCUUGGGGCUCUGUACCAAGCUCACCUACUUUUCUCGUGGCAAUUUAAUGAAGGGAACCAUCCCAAGUGAGAUUGGGCUCCUGGCAGAAAAACUGCAACAUUUUGAUGUGUCCAAGAAUGUGGAAAUCCAUGGCACACUCCCUGUAGAGUUGGGGGCGUUGACAGCUUUGACCCGGCUUGAUAUUGCAGGAACUUCCAUUACUGGGGCCAUCCCUGAGGCUUUGUGCAACCAAGCCAUGCUAGGAAUCCUGCAUAUUGCUGCCAAUUGCAGUUUAGUUGAGUGUUGCCAAUGA